Paramecium pentaurelia is the source of this 430-nucleotide messenger RNA. The record is from the annotation of a GenBank genome assembly. NCBI's taxonomy places the organism in Eukaryota, Ciliophora, Oligohymenophorea, Peniculida, Parameciidae.
AUGUUAUUAAGAAAAUUAGCAUUACUUUAUGAAUUCUGUUAAUAAUCUGCAAGACAAUGUUUUUAAUUUUUACAAUAAGAUCCUAUAGAAUAAUCAGGAUAGAUAUCUACUUAAUAUUAAUAAGCAAAUAAGGAUGAAUAGUAAUUGAAGAAAUAAUAAUUAUAAUAAGAUUAUGGAGAUUUGGAAGAUUAAGAUAAUGAUCAUGUAAGAAUGGAAAUUAUUAUAGCAUUUAAUAGAGCAAGAGAAUCCAUUUGAAAAAUUGAAACCUACAUUAAAUUUUCAAAACACGAUUCCACAAUAAAAUAAUAAUAUUAAUUCUAGAGUAGAGAAGGAAUAAAUAAAAUAUGAUGAAGAGAUGGUUGAUAUUCAUUAAAAUAGUAAUUGGAAUAAUCAUGAAUUUGAUUAAGAGAAUGAACAUAUUGAAUUAUGA